Molecule: messenger RNA, 1030 nt
Organism: Scutellospora calospora
Lineage: Eukaryota; Fungi; Glomeromycota; Glomeromycetes; Diversisporales; Gigasporaceae
Source: the annotation of a GenBank genome assembly
GAACUUGGUUGAAACUUCCACAAUGCCUUUAUCAACUACUCGAAUAGAUAGUGACACACUUGUAAAACUUUAUAAUAAAAAUGGUAUAAAAACAACUGAUAUAACAAAAAUUAAUCAAAAAAAGUAUGAACGCAAGGUCAAAAAAGCAAAGUUAAAUGCUCGUUCAGAACUUGACAUAUUUGAAUGGUCCAAAUUUGGUUAUGCCAACAAUAAUUAUUGGAUUUCACCAUCUGCUGAUAAACUUUCUCGAAUCGAUGAAUCACAAGUUUCUCGAGAAGAAUUCAUCGAGAAAUAUGAAGUUCCUGGUUUACCUGUUGUCAUUACUGGUUGUUCGAAAGCCUGGACCGCAGAAAUAAAAUGGAAUAAAGAGGAACUUUUGCGAAAUUACGCUCGUCACAAAUUCAAAAUCGGUGAGGAUGACAAAAGAAAUCCUGUACACAUGACUUUUAAAUAUUAUAUGCACUAUUUAGAAACAGAAGGUUUAAAAGAUGAUAGUCCAUUGUAUAUUUUUGAUUCAUCUUUUGGAAGACGUGGGAAAUCUAAGAAAACCAGUGUUGAAGAGCCUAAAAGAAAAGAUUUGAAUCCGAAAUCUAGAGAAUGUCUGUUGAAAGAUUACAAGGUUCCUACUUAUUUCGACGAUGAUCUCUUUCGUUUUACAAGUGAAAGGCGUAGACCUCCAUACCGCUGGUUUGUACUUGGUGGAGAAAGAAGUGGAACUGGAAUUCAUAUUGACCCACUGGGAACUUCUGCGUGGAAUACUUUGUUAGUUGGACAUAAACGUUGGUGCCUUUUCCCACCAUCCACAUCUCGCAGAUUGAUUGAUCCUCCAAUGAAACAGAAAGAUCGUGAAUCGGUAACUUGGUUUACCUGUGUACUCCCUAAACUACUUGAAGUCCAAGAGGAAAAUAGCAAAAGCCUUGCUGAAGAAUACGGAAUGGUUGAAGUGUUACAACGACCCGGUGAAACCAUGUUUGUACCGGGUGGAUGGUAUCACGUGGUAAUGAAUUUAGGUAAAAUAAUAUUUUACUAA